AUGAAGAGUGAACUAGAAAGUUUCAAAGAAAAUAAUGUGAAACAGUCGUUUCAGAUAAUGUCCCUGAAAAAUGAUAUCAAGGACCUAGAAGAGCUUAUUGCCUCUCUAACCAGAAUUAAAUCUUUGAAAAGCAUCAAUGUUCAUAGUCUUGAAAGAGUCAACUGGGAUCUGAAUGAAAGAAUUAUGGAACUAGAAAACCGUCUAAGAAUACAUCUGGUUGAAAAAGAAAAGGCAGAGCAAAAAACAAAACUUUUGGAGAAAAAAUUAGCAGGCGCUAAUGAACUCACCCCUCGUAUGAAUACAAAAGGACAAGAAGAUACCUUGGGCAGUUUCAUGAUAAAGGAUAAAGGUAAAGCCAUCCUGGCCAAGAACUGUGAGAGAGACAACAUUUUUCACUCCGAGGGACCAAAAGAUGGGCAGAAAAUUUGGGAUAAAUGUCAAGAGGAUUUGAUCCAUACAGAAAAACAAAAAUAUACUCUAGACAGACCUCCGUAUUCGUCCAGCUGGGAAGCUAAAGCUGUGCAGUGCCACUCUCAAGAAUUCCUCAGUCAGUUGGCUCCUCUUCUGAGCGACAGUGCUGCCCCUGUCCCAGCCACGGAGGAAGCCGAGAAAGAGAGGAUUCAGGAAGUCGGUGCCAACGACCAGUCUUGGAAGUCUAGAACUGAAGGCCUUCAGCAGGAAAUUCAGAUGCUCACUAAACGACUGGAACAGGUGCAUCCUCAUCAUCGUGAAGAAUCAUCCCAAACUGAAGAGAAGUGUGGGGAACAAAAAAGACCCUUGAAACGUCUGGAUUCAAAGGAAAACUCCAGGUCUAAGAAUUCUAGAAUAAAUGGGAACAGCAAGAUGUUUAAACAGCUAGAGAAAGACAACAAGCAACAAACUUUAUUGAAUAUUAAGCAGAAUUUGCAGAUUGCAACCACUCAAAGAUUAGAGGGAGAAAUUCAGGAACUUCAGAAACAGCUCAGUGAUUUGAAAUUGUCAAAUAAAAAUAUGAAAACCCAGCUAACAAGAGUAAAUAUCCUUAAAGACAAAACAAUCCAGAAGCUCAGGCAAUCUUUAAUAAAAGUUGAAGCAAUGAGAGGGAAGGCAGUUGGGAAAUCGGGUAACUUGAAAACUCCGCUGGACUCGGCCAAGCAGGAGGCAAGCUGGGACAAAGACAGGGCCCAUCAGGUGGUAGACGCUGUGACUCCCGGGCUCUGCACAGCAAAGAGCGCACUCGAAAACAUUGUCGUUAGAAUCUGCACUGCUGCGACAGGCGGGCCAGCUCGUGCGCGCUACGGCGCCUGCGCGCUCCUCAGCUCCUCCCGCAACCCUGCGCAGGAGGUGACUGGAGAGCGUCUCAAGCUUGGCUGUUGCUGUGCGACACUGCGGGAGGAAGAGGGCGGAGAUGACGCAAGGCCAGGCCACAUCGACUCCAAGCCUGCGCCUCAUUCUGCGCUGGGCUCUUCUGGCCUCCCUCAUUCCUGUUCUCUGUCCUAUCUGCAGAAGUCCUGGGCCCUGAACGCAGCUUCCAGAGGACAGAGUGGAAGGAUGAGGGAUUCUGAGGGAAGGAUGCAAGGCUGGGCCUUGGCACCUGUAGAAUUAGAAGAGACCCAGAGAUCAGCACCCUCCUGUCUGAAACGCGGUCGGCUCAGGUGGCCCUCCAUAUUUGGGGCUUGUCUCCACCACCUGUGGACCUCGCUGGUCGAAACCAAGAGCACACUAGAGAUGGCCUAUGGGGAAUCUGCUACUUGCCUUUUAAUUGCCACCGUCAGUGGCUGCCCUAAUGCCACUUCCUUCUCCAUAACUACCUGGUAUGGUCCUGGUCUACAGACUGUGGUCUACACACUGUGGUCUACUGCCCAGAGACUCCACUUCGGGAACCCCACUGAGGCGGGGGUGGGGGGACUGGAGCUGCCACCAGGGGGCGUUGGCCUGCGAAAUGAGCACGGUGAGUCUCGAUCGAGAGAUAAGGAGUUCGGGACCAUCAGAGACCUCCCAGCCGCCCACUUGGUGGUCACGUGGGCUCUUGGGUUCUCCCUCUCCACCUCCCUCUCUCGGAUCUUUAAAAGGAAGAAGCGGCUCCUCGUUAAGUCACAACCGCUCUUUGCAGUGUCUCCAGCUACUGGACGUUUUGACACCCACUCUCCGGCUCCUGCUGCGAGGACCACCUAUAGAAACUUGCUGGGAAGAGGAGGUGGCGAGAGAGGGAUCCUCUGGGGCUGCGGCUGGCACCCCGGGCUGCGGGUAGGCUGGCGUUCCGUGUCUGGGCUGCACCGGGCGCUCGCUCUCCGCGGCUGGUGGCCUGCAGCCAGGUGCCGGGCAUAG
This is a messenger RNA of Artibeus jamaicensis (Jamaican fruit-eating bat), 2307 nucleotides long. RefSeq lists its product as uncharacterized. The coding region runs from base 1 to 2307 and encodes 768 amino acids. The transcript has 10 exons. The record is from RefSeq and is a predicted model, not a curated record. Lineage: Eukaryota; Metazoa; Chordata; Mammalia; Chiroptera; Phyllostomidae.